AUGGAUGGAGGCUUCAUUAGCAAUAAUUCUUUACCUCGAAUGUCUCUCAAAUAUAAAAACAUAUGUUACACUCCAAUAUGGGACUUUGCCACAUUAGUACACGUGCGGGAUUUCAAAGGCCAUCGGGCUCCGAUCACAGCUUUGUGUUUUCAGUUGAAAACAAACUGUGUGUUCAGUGCCAGUCGCGAUCGAUCUGUAAAGUUAUGGGAUCUAGACCAGAUGGGAAUGGUUGACACUAUGUACGGUCACCAGGAUGCAGUUGUGGCACUUAGUGCUUUGCAGAAGCAACGAGUUAUAACUGCGGGCAGACAAGAUCGGAGUUGCAGGUUGUGGAAAGUUGAAGAUGAGAGUCAGCUGCUAUUCAAUGGUUAUUCUGCUUGUGUUAGCAUGGACUGCGCGGCUAUGUUGAAUGACGAACAUUUUGUGUCAGGAUCUGCAGACGGGUAUGUAAUCCUAUCUUCCAAAAGUGUAUUGAAUAACGUUGAAUUUAAUACUAUUCCUUCGCUUGGCCAUGGUUUUUACUGUUAUUGCUCUUACAUUUUCUUGUGUUUAAAGCCAUUUUCGGCGCUUUUGUGAUU
Molecule: messenger RNA, 578 nt
Organism: Strongylus vulgaris
Lineage: Eukaryota; Metazoa; Nematoda; Chromadorea; Rhabditida; Strongylidae
Source: the annotation of a GenBank genome assembly